GAUAGACUAAGCGGGAUUUGCAUUCUGGUGGGCCUCCAUCGUAACAACUGUUUAACCCUCAGAGUAUGGUCACUCGCUCUACGGUAAUGGGGUCUUUCACGACUCACAUCGAUAUUUCACUAAUACACACGCAGCCUCGUCACUGUUGAUAAAAUAGGAAGGUCUCUAGAGAUCCCGUUACGAGGGUUAAAAUUAUAAGUAAAGCCUGCUUAUGAAUCUAAAAUCGCUGAUGCAAAUAUAAAUAAAUAUUUCAAAUAGAGUGGACCUAUAGAGUCGCUUUAAAAGGGUAAAAUCAUCGAAACGAGCGACCGAAUGGAUCCAGGUCAAUUUUACGCAACGCAAGGAUCCGUCGUCCUUGAAAACGAGUUUCUUAUAGAGGUGGGAAUCCGAAGAGAUUCCCGUUCUUUCAGAAUAUUAGAUUUCACUAUCGUUCCCCUGCGAAUCUCUUGAAUUCUUCGUGUGUGUACACUUGCGACUAGGUGCCUUAUCUUAUCGUUUUAGUAGUCCUUCGCAUCCACCCUUUCGAAUCAAAUAUUUCGCUUAGACGCGAGCAGAUAUCUCAGUAGAAUUUGCGACUCUUUCCGCACGUUGCACGAAUCGUUGUGUCGUGGAGUUUUUACGAUUAUGCGACCAGUCCUGAUCGGAAUAAUAUAAUUUAUGGUGUUAGAAAAUUUGUAAUAAAAUAGGAUACAAUAAACGAAGGGGGCGUACGAAUUUACUAUCAACCAUUGUUCUCGUUGUCUUCCGAGUGAAAGGCAGUUAACAUAGUUUCUUGCCAACCGUAUGUUGGCAGCGCUCGUACCGAGGAGCCGCCAAACCCAGCCAAACCGGUCAAGUGGACGGACUCGUCGCAAGGCUUGGAGACGACGCUUGGUUGCAUACUGGCUGAGUAAACAAAAGAUGGUCAGGAACGGUUACAUUCGGACCUGUAGAAUGUGAGUCUCGGUCUCGGUGGCCACGCUGCCAAUAGCCAGGAAGACGAGGUAGCCUCUCGUAGAUCGAUUAUCCUCACCUGUUGCUCCGUCGAAGGUGCUUCCUAUGGAGAACCGAGAACAUGUUACUUAGGGCAUUUGUGUGAUUAUUGUAGAAACUAGUCCGUGUGAUUGACCGGCACGUAUGGUCGGUACACGUCCGGAUGGUCACGAGAAUUAAAAUGGAACGAGUCCGGGGUGAUAUUGACCAGCAGCCAGGUGUUGGUCCCGCGAAAGAUUCGACGAAUUUUAUCGAAUUGAACGUCGACAUGAACGUGACCGUGUCGAACGUGAAGAAAUCAAAAAUGUUCCAAAGAUCGCGCGGAAUUAUUCUCUUCCUAUUGGCGAUCGUGUUCGCUGUUAUACUAUCUCACCUGAGGAAGGAAGUUCGCGCCUUGCAGAUACAGAUGCAAUCGGUGAACGUGAACUUGCUCGUAUUGAUGUCCAAAUACGACCGACUGAACAGAAGUUUGAACCGAGCGUGGUUUCAUCGGUUGGACAAAUCUCACGAUCGUAGGAGCAUGCACGAGAUCAAACAGCUCCUCGAGGGCGCUUCGUCGAUCACCGAAGCCAUCGAGAUAUUUGACGGUAUUCGUAACGAAACAAAGGAAACCUCGUACGCUUAUAAUGUGCAUAGUAAAUAUUUAAAUCCCGUCAGACCUUCGGAGAACGAACAGCCGUCGCACGCCGAUGUUCGUAGCACGAACGAUUAUCAGAACGAAGAAACGAGCUCGAACUCGUUAGCAACGCCGGAACACGGCAAGAAACUGGAGAACAACGACGUGUCUAAUUUACGUAUUGAAAGGGCGAUAUUAACGAUGGACAAGGGAAAUUCGUCGAAAGAACGAACAGAUUCGAACUCCGGCGAGACUGUUGUUUGCGAUAACGAUACCGACAAUGACUACGUCAAUGACGAUUUAGUAUUAAGGAGAGAACCUCGAGCCGGAAGGUCUCGAAGAGACGAGGGAAGAGGUAAAAAACGGGGAAAGAACAAAAGGCGGCCCAAACGCAGUCGCAGGCGAUUGGGUCCUCUAGUGGCAACAUUUGUUGGUGCAAUUCCUGAGCAACAUGUUACAGAUACAGUUUAUAUCGGACCGUGGGUAAAGAGCACCAAAAACAAUACUCAAUAUAGUUUAAAUAAAUUCCACUUAGUCGAGGACAAGAAGUCUAUAGAAGUUACCGCGACUGGUCUGUACAUGAUCUCUGCUCAGAUAUUUUAUUUCGGCGAACCAACUAAUUACUCAUAUUGGAUACUUCUGAGUUCGGAAGGUGAAUCCAAGACUCAGAAACUAGUGAAGUGUUCUACAGCGUCUUCCGCAUCAGCUACAGAAGUGUCAUGUUACACCAGUGUGAUUACAUUAUUACAGAGAGGUGACAGAGUUCACAUACAACAACAAGAGAAAAAUCGAUUAAUAAAUAUGCGAGAAGGGCACAGUUACAUACAACUCGUACUGUUGUCCAAUAACGCCCACAGAAAUCGUCAGUGAUAGAAUCACGCACAGUACAAAUUUUUGAACUACAUUGUGCCAUGGAGUGACUGCAAGGAGAUGAUUCUUGAAUGUGAUAAUAUCACAUUCGUUUUGCGCCAUUUUGCGAAAUGCGAUGCAACGUUGCAUUUGUUUUAAUCGUAAGCUUAAUUUUAAUCUAAUUAUAAUUAUUAAUUUUAUAAUAAUUAUAAUUGUACCCAUACACACACGUUUCACGAGUGAUAAUCUGAUUCAUAGAAUUUCGAUAUGCGUACAUGGUGUCGACCAUUAUUUUCCAUUUAUUUUCUUCCUUUUAUUACAUAUUCGACGAUUGAAUAUAAAUUAUAUAAUGAAGUUGAAGGUGCAUAAUAGACGAGAACACGGAGUAUAUAUACAAAGGAAUAAUGUUGAGUUGUAAGUGUAAUCUAGGCGGAUGAAAUUUGCAAUGACAUUAUAUCUUUGUACAUUUGCCGAUUUGCCUUAAGCUAAAUCGAUUACCGAUGUGAUGUUAAGUUUUAAGAAGAGUCAGUAAGAUUAAUGCAUGUUAUUGCGUUUUUUAUAUUAUUCAGUUUUGUACAUUUUCAUAUUGUUUAUAACAUUUGCGUGUACUGUUAAGGUCAUCGUAAAAUAUAAUUAACAAGAAUAAAAGGAAAUUUUUUAUGAG
Megalopta genalis is the source of this 3101-nucleotide messenger RNA. The record is from RefSeq and is a predicted model, not a curated record. NCBI's taxonomy places the organism in Eukaryota, Metazoa, Arthropoda, Insecta, Hymenoptera, Halictidae.